Pipistrellus kuhlii (Kuhl's pipistrelle) is the source of this 589-nucleotide messenger RNA. RefSeq names its product fatty acid binding protein 6 (gene FABP6). Gene Ontology annotation, cellular component: nucleus; cytosol. NCBI's taxonomy places the organism in Eukaryota, Metazoa, Chordata, Mammalia, Chiroptera, Vespertilionidae. Gene Ontology annotation, molecular function: fatty acid binding. The transcript is spliced from 4 exons. Gene Ontology annotation, biological process: fatty acid transport. The record is from RefSeq and is a predicted model, not a curated record. The coding region runs from base 127 to 513 and encodes 128 amino acids.
AGUGGGGUGACUCAGGGGCUGAGCCUCAGCAUCUGGGAGGGUUUAUAAGCUGGGCCACCAGACCCUUCAGCACCACGAACCUUAUUCCUCACCCCUUGCUCCCUGGCCUCCAGGUCUCCCGGCAGCAUGGCCUUCAACGGCAAGUACGAGAUCGAGAGUGAGAAGAACUAUGACGAGUUCAUGAAGCGCCUCGGGCUCCCCAGCGAUGCGAUUGAAAAGGGCCGUAAUUUCAAGAUCAUCACGGAGGUCCAGCAGGAUGGGCAGAACUUCACCUGGUCCCAGCACUACCCCGGGGGUCACUCCAUGACCAACAAGUUCACCAUUGGCAAGGAGUGCGACAUGGAGACCAUGGGAGGCAAGAAGUUCAAGGCGACUGUGCAGAUGGAGGGCGGGAAGGUGGUGGUGGACUUCCCCAACUAUCACCAGACCUCGGAGAUCGUGGGCGGCAAGCUGGUGGAGAUCUCCACCAUCGGAGGCGUGACCUAUGAGCGUGUGAGCAAGAGGCUGGCCUGAGCAAGCAGGCGGGGCUCCGAGGGGCUCCAGAGCCUCCAAUAAAGCUGGUCCAAGGGUGGACAUUCCGCUCACUCCA